Molecule: messenger RNA, 6725 nt
Organism: Corythoichthys intestinalis (scribbled pipefish)
Lineage: Eukaryota; Metazoa; Chordata; Actinopteri; Syngnathiformes; Syngnathidae
Gene: ammecr1
Product: AMMECR nuclear protein 1
Exons: 6
Coding region: 930-1937 (335 amino acids)
Source: RefSeq, a predicted model, not a curated record
UGUGCCCACAGACCGAUCACAGGGCUCUCUUACCCGAACGGCACCGAGUGGUAGCAGCCGAGGGACGGGUCUGCAGCGAGGAUUUCUCACGGCUCAAGGACGAGAAUGCGCUUGGUUAUGUACCCACUGAAACGGAUGACAGCUUCAAGCCAAACCUUUAGCGCAAACUUUCCGCUCGGCGUUUGACGGGUGUAUUUUUUGGGGAGGGAGGGGCGGGGCGGGGGGUUCUGUUGAGUCAGGUCCAAGAGCAGACUGUGAUGCAGGUGCAAACUGAGCGCUAAUGUUCCUGAAAUGUCUUGCUCUGCGCCGACGCGGUCCAUUGUGCCACGGCAGCCCUGCAUUGACAGAUGCCAUUUUAGCCUGCGUGGUACGAGCGUCUGGGAAGCCAGCAAAGUCUUGUGUUAUUAGAAGUUGUACAGGCACUACCAAACAAGCUGGUGGACUAGGAAUGAGCGUCCAUGACACUGUGCGCAAUCGGUGCUGAAGCUUUAUGGCUACUGCGAACUUGAGCUUCAGGCUUCCAGUUGAAGAGGUUUGCUGUGGAGGGAGCUACGGCGCCUGUCGGCUUUACAUCUGGACCGCCCGGCGUCUGUCAAACGCGGCCUCAACUUCUAUGCUUGUUGACAACUGACUUGACAGCCGAAGGAGGGUGUCGUGUCGGUCGAGGGGGAGGUCUGUCCUGUUGUGCUAGAUCUCGAAGCUAAGCGAUAAAGCGGGAAAUGGUAGCUGGAGCUAUUUAUUUUGCUUUGUAAAGUCACGCAGACUUGAAGCAGCGCUAAGGUGACACUGCAGUCUUCUCGCCACUACGACGUUCGGGGGAACAAACCAAGCGUGACAGCGGGGUAGUAUAUCGUCCGCUAUACGUGUCAACGCAGUGGGAUUCGUGCGUCAGGUCGGCGUUCCCCCCCACCCUUCCCGCAGUGACGGUUAUGGGUCGGAAGCGGUGUGUAGGUGCAGAUUGUUCCAAGAUGGCGGCCGGGUGCUGCGGGGUGAAGAAGCAGAAGCUGUCGGGAUCGCCCGGGUCGGGGGGUCCCGGCGGGGUGGGGGCUGGAAGCGGAGUGGCAGGAACCGGACAUUGUGGAUCGGAGUUGGGGAUUGGCUCCUCGGCCACUGUUGCGGGAGCGCCGAACGUGAGCAGGGCCAACGGCCUGGGGGGACCCGGGGGUAACGUUAGCGGUGGUGGUAGUAAUAGUGGGAGCGGCGGCACGAGCACUCUAUCGACACUGUCUCCAGCCCCGGCCGGUUACACCUCAUCCGGCCUUAGCCCAAAUCUCAGCCCUGGACCGGGAAGUGGAGGCAGGAAAAUGGUGGUUUCGGCGGAGAUGUGCUGCUUCUGCUUUGACGUGCUUUAUUGCCAUCUGUACGGAUACCAACCUCCGAGAACACCCAGGUUUACAAACGAUCCCUACCCGCUAUUCGUCACAUGGAAAAUAGGCAGAGAUAAGCGGUUGAGGGGUUGUAUAGGUACAUUUUCUGCCAUGAAUCUGCACUCAGGACUCAGGGAGUACACCCUUACCAGUGCCCUUAAAGACAGCCGCUUCCCCCCCAUGACAAGGGAUGAGCUGCCUCGCCUCUUCUGCUCAGUGUCUCUUCUCACCAACUUUGAAGACGUCGGUGAUUACCUUGACUGGGAAGUGGGUGUUCACGGUAUUAGGAUAGAAUUUUUCAAUGAGAAAGGAUCAAAGCGCACCGCCACCUACCUGCCAGAGGUUGCAAAGGAGCAAGGUUGGGACCACAUUCAAACCAUAGAUUCCUUACUACGAAAGGGAGGUUACAAAGCUCCCAUCACUAAUGAUUUCAGGAAGACCAUUAAGUUAACCAGGUACCGUAGCGAGAAGAUGACAAUGGGCUAUGCGGAAUACAUUGCCCACCGCCAACAUCAUCACUACCAGAAUGGCAUCGGGCACCCUCUUCCACCGUACAACCAUUAUUCCUGACAGCGAGCCGCAUGACCAAUCAUUGGACCUCUCUGCGGACCUUUUCCCAGGAGAGCCCGCCCCCUCCUGGUCUAGCUAUUUCUACUACUGUACCAUUUUAUGAUGAUAGUUUCCGUUGCCAUGCUGGCCGUCUACCAAGACGUCGACUUGGCAACGGUAUACUACAAAGCAUCAAUUGAUUACAGCAAGAAAUUCACCUUCGCAGUUGUUUUUCUUGGCCUGUGGUUUUUGCAGCAUAAAAAUCCCUUCAUUUGUAUUCUUAAAAUAUUAACCUUUAUUAUCAAGUCUGCUCAGCAAACCUAAAUUCUGUGGAUGGAAGGAUGUCUCUUACAGAGGAUUAACCCUGCGUAUAUAUUGUUUGGGCUUUGCUUUUUAUUUUUUACAUCACAUUUACUAAUUUUCCUUUCUUUAUGUAAACCAUGUAGCAGGGCCACUGUUAUUCUCAAAGGCUGUGUCUUCUAUACUAUGAUUCCUCUCAAAAAAAAAAAAAAAAAGCCUGAUACACCUUUGUAGCCUUCCAGUAGACGUCACGCAUCGGGCUGUGUGUACUCUAAACAUUUUGAUGACAUUACAAGAUUGUGAUGUCUUUUUGAGCGGCCUUGAGCUUAAAUCCAUUGGUUUUUGUGUGUGGAUGUCAAUAUUAAUCAUUCCCCAAGUAAAUGAAUAGCACCGAUACCAUUUUUUGGCCCCCGAUACAGAUUCCAGCUCCUGGCCAAUACUAUACUGAUACCUUAUUUUUCUUCAGUGAAAAGUAAUUACAACCAUGGCUUUGUCAGACACUGUUUAACUCAUUGUCAGCCAUUGACGGCACUAGAUUUUAAGUGGGUGGCCUGACAGAAUGAACGAACAUUCUUUCGCUGCCACCCUCCCUUUUCAAAUGAUUGGGUGUCUAUUAGUGAUAACCUAGUUGGUAGGAUGGUGCAUCAGGGCCAGAGGAAAAACUGGGAUUUAUUUAUUGGCUGUCAAUGACUACGCUAGACGUCCAAUUCAUUUGAAGUAUUUGAAGUAGGAGGAUGGCAGCGGGUCAAAAUUAUGGUGGCGUGUACAGCUGGCAGCCAUCUUGGGUAGGGCGACCAGCGGUUGGAAACUAGAUCCCCCAAACCACAUAUUGCAUGGCAUUGGCAGUCUUCGCUUAUGCCGGGGGUCAACAACCUGUGGCUCUAGAGCCGAUGCGGCUCUCGAGCGCUGCCAUAGUGGCUCCCUGGAGUUUUUUCCAAAAUCUUUGAAAAUGGAAAAAGAUCGGGGAAGGUUUUAAGAAGCAUUCUUCUAAUUCAUUAAUAUUGUUAUGAAGGUAAACCUGAGUCAGCAUUGGACAACAGAGUGGUGUGCCAUUCUCUAUUGGAUGCACUGCAGAGAAAAUAGACAUUAUGUAUUUGCAGCUAACUUAGUAGUAGGCUAAUAUAGUUAUUAGAUACAUACAGCAUGUGUUGCCUUCAUUAUAAGGCUUUUAUUUUUUUGCGGCUCCAGACAUUUGAUUUUUUCGGUCCAAUAUGGCUCAACAUUUUGGGUUGCCGACCCCUGGCUUAUACGUAUGAUGUCAUUUUAGUGCAACACUACAUUUUAGUGCUAUAAUGGUACCAAUGCAGGUAUUGGUACAACACUAGAUUUAAUUUUUGUUGGUGAAACUCCCCAUCUCUAUACCAGUUUUUUUUUAACUCAUUGUCGACAGCUAAUUCAUUUAAAGUGUGAGGGUUGGCUUGUUCAUUCACUGCCGCCCUCCUAGUUGAAAUGGAUUAGAUGUCUACGUGUGUUAGGGAUUUUAAUUUCGUUUGUAGGAGCCACAUGACUGGGUAAUGAUGUGAUAACUUUUUUUUUUUUUUUUUUUUUUUUGAGAGGUUCUUGUUACUUGACCAUCUUUGGUAACAGCCUUACCCACUGGCAGAUACUUUUUAUUUUAUUUUUUUUACCUUAUGCAAAAACGUCAAGGGCUUUUGGCACUCCCAUCCACAGCUUACCCGAAGUGACGUUUAAAGUUGUGUUGCCUUAAAUGAAUGCGUUAACAGCGAACGGGCCAGGAGACGAUGCUCGGUUCUCGUUUGUUUUUGGAUUCUCUCGCUCGAAUCGCGGCUCAGCCGCAUUGGUCGAUUGUCAUUAAUAGCUGCUUGGCCUCACCCCGCCUUGCUCCACCUACUUUUGAAGGUCAAACCGUGAGAAGAACUGGGCAUCAAUCUCCUGCUCCUUCUAAUCACAGCACAACCAGAAAUGAUCUGCUGCAAAACCAAAUUGACCAUGCUCUUUAACAUAUAUGUCUUUGUAUACACAUGCAAUGUGUUUAGUUGCAUGUAUGUAUGAGUAUGAGACCUAUGGUUUUCUCCAUGAUAUACAGUAUAUAUUAUGCUUGGACACUCUUAAGAACCGUUAAGAGAGUUAACGACAAAUAAUGGUGCUAUCAGACCUCAUAUUGGGGUGGUCACAACUAGUGACUGGUCAUGCGGACUCAUCGAUCAUAUCAUACUAAAAAAAAAAAAAAAAAAAAGAUGUUACAUGUAAGAUUUUCUCUUCAGUAUAUUGCUGCGAAAUGCGGCACAUUUUAACAAUGAAGGACAUAAACGUAGCCCUUGCUUUCAUCAAAUCCAUUGUGGGUGACUAUGGGAUGAGUUCCCUAUGGGAAAGCGGAUAUUCCUUCACAUAUAAUGAAGCGGGAUGACUCCCAGCAGCAGACUAUAGAAUGUACUGUUAGCAUUCAACUAUUGUGAGAGAAUCUUACAUGUGUUACCUUUACUCUCCUUGAAAUAUGCAGAUCUGUUCGACAGGUGUUUUUUCUGUUUUUGUUAUUCGCGGUGUCAACAUCCAUGCAGGUUUGAAAGGACAAGAAGUCACGUGUUAACCUUCUCCCCAUACGCAUACCGUGCCCCAGCCUCAUGGCUUAGUCUGCUCACGUGUUGAAGCCCUGUUUAGGAAGGAAAAUCUUAUCCUGAGCACAUCCUCGGAAUUUAUCCUCUACCUGCAGAAUUGUUUGUGAAACUGUAAAGCCCUGAUACUCAAACCAAGCAGGAGGCCGGCGUCUCGCAUUGAGGGUUUUUCCACAUGCGACGCUAGUGUACUGAUAUUGAUGCAAGUGUUGCACUGAAUCCGAAAACCGGCUGUGUGGUAUCGGCCAAUGCCGAUGCUCUACUGAUACCACGCUUUUUGAAAACUUUUCAAAAUACCAAAUUACUGCAUAGACACUUAGAUGAAAAGUAAUUGCUGUAAUGACUUGGUCAGACACUGCUUAGCUUAAUGUCUGCGAUUGAUGGCGCUAGAUGUCCUAUCUAAUUGAAGUGGCAAGGCUGGCAGGGAAUGAACGAACGUAAAUUUAUUGGACAUCUACUAGUCAUGGGAGGAUGCAUCUUGGCUGAAGGAGGAACACUUUAAAAAAAAAAAAAAAUUUUUUCUUUACCUCAUUGGCUGCCAUUGACAGCACUAGACGUCCAUUUCCAAACAUUGGAUUUCUACUAGUGAUAAAUGAUUGAAAUUAACAGGAGAGGGAUGAUUGGAUACCACUAGGGCUGCAGCUAUCAGUUAUUUUAGUAGUCAAUCGAUUAACUUGUUAGUUCGAAUAAUCGAGUAAUCGGAUAAAAAACAUAAAAAAUUUAAAUACCAGAGCUGAGCCUCAAACAGUAUUAAAAAAUAAAUGACGCUCUAUGUAAAACAACAAUUUGCUAACUUACAUAGCAAAAGUCAGCUAGCUUAAAUGCUAUAAAAUGCUAACUUUUUUUUUUUUUUUUUUAAGCAAUGCUGUAACAAAUCGUUCAGACACGUAUUUCUACAAAAAAUGGCUAAAUAUACCGAUAAAUAAUGAAUGCAUUAACUCAAAAACUAAACUUAUGUUGGUCUUAACAGAGAGUAGCUGCAUUCCUCCUUGUGAAAUGAGGAAGCGUAUCCACCCAAAUCAAUACAACUAAAUGCCAACACUUUCAAAACAAACCAUUAAAACACCACUUAGUUAAAUGAAGACUUGGGGCGGCAAAAUUUAAUUUGAAUCUUUUUUUCUAAUGGAAUCUUCAAUCGAUUAAUUGUUGCAGCACUAGAAGCCACACAAUUAAACAUCUCAUCGUCAUCUUGAGAAGGAUGACAAGUGCGCCCUUUUUACGGCGGUCAUCUUGGGUAGGGCAACCAAUGUUUGGAAACAUCUCGAAAAGUAUACAUUGCACAGUAUUGACACGUUAUUAAUUAGUACUCCCCCAUGAUAUUUUAGUGCCGUAUCAGUACCGAUACUAUUAGCGGUACCAAUACUAGUAUUUUUAUCAGUGCAACACUAAUUGAUACCUCAUGGGAUAUCGGGACUUGUAGUUUGUUGUAGCAGUAAGUCCAGGCUUUCGAGUCGGUCCUCCGUGUUUCCCAGUGUGUCCAUUGUGGUUUUUUCGGGUAACGCACAAUCUGUCGUUAACUUGUCCUGUUUGACUGAACCAAAGAUGCUGCUCGUCAGGCCUGACUUCGUGUCCUUCCAAAAAGACACCCCUGCAGUUGACAAAAUCGAAUUUUUGUCCGUGCGUGUAUCGAUCUUUUAACUGUCUUGACUCGUUAAGCAACCCAAUGUUUCAGUGAUUUUUCAUUGAAAGUAUCUCUGAAGCCAUUCAUGGCCUCAAGGAUGGUUGCAAAUUUGUUACUUAUUUUGUUUGUUAUCAUUGUUAUUAUUGCUCUAAUUCAAAAAAAAAAAAAAAAAAAAAAAAAGAAACUCCCAUGGUGUGCCUCGUAGCUUUAUGGGUUUAUAAAUGUUUUUUUUCCCCACAAGACCAGCAGUUAUACUUUGUAUAAAAGAUGGAUUUCUUUUCUUAUUUUUAUGCCAUUAAAGAUGGAAAAACCCUG